AUGGCGGACUCAGACUUUCCAUUCUAUAGACCCGGAAGGUCUUUUUAUGAUGAUAACAUGAGCAGAGCAUCCUCGGAUAUCAAACGCAGAAAAAAAGUCGACGAUGAGAAAUUUGCUUUGGGUCGAAGGGGCAUCCUAGUCUUCUUUACUUUGUCUGUUCUCACCUUGAUGGCUGCUUUAGACGGGACUUCGCUAUCUGUUGCUCUACCUGAAAUUGCAAAACAACUCAAUGGAACAGCCAUCGAAGCAUUCUGGAGUGGAACUUCAUUUCUGCUAUGCUCGACUGUAUUCCAACCAAGCUUCGCCUCCUUCUCGAAUAUUUUCGGCCGUCGACCCAUGAUCUUGAUCUCCCUCUUGUUCUUCACUGUUGGCGCUGUGAUCGCAGCGAUUGCGAAUGAUUUUACCUACAUGUUGGUCGGUCGAUCGAUUCAAGGUGUCGGCGGAGGUGGCAUUAUAUCCCUAAGUGAGGUUGUCAUAACUGACCUUGUCCCUCUACGCUGGCGUGGUCAGUACUUUGGUAUUCUCAGUGCAAUGUGGAGUGUUGGAUCCGUGACAGGACCCAUCCUUGGUGGUGGGUUUUCCGAAAAUGUGUCUUGGAGAUGGAUUUUCUACAUCAAUUUCCCAUUUAUCGGAGUCGGCGGAAUUCUCGUGAUCUUAUUCUUGAACCUCAAGCUUGCUCCGAGUUCGUUGAUCGAAAAGCUCCGUCGGAUUGAUUAUUUCGGCACUGUUCUCUUUGUGGGAAGCAUGUCAUCCUUCUUGAUUCCUCUCAGCUGGGGUGGUAUUUCCUACGACUGGGACUCAUGGCAAACGCUCGCACCUCUUUGUGUAGGAGGAUUCGGGCUGAUUGUUUUCGGAUUCUACGAGUAUUACUUCGCCUCCGAUCCGAUUGUUCCACCCGUGAUUUUUCAGAAUCGCACGGCAAUAGCUUCGUUUAUUGGAAGUGUCUUGCAGGGUUUGAUUUUAUGGUGUGCACUCUAUUACCUACCUCUGUAUUAUGAGGCAGUGAAAGAUGGGAUGGUAGCUGGCGUCCUGAUCACAGUAACGGGUCGUUACAGAUGGGCUAUCUGGAUCGGAUGGGCUUUUUCAACUAUCGGUUUGGGAUUGAUGUGCCUGAUUAAGGUGGAUACUAGCAUGGUGGGUUGGAUCUUCCUCAACAUCGUGCCCGGCCUUGGACUAGGGAUCCUCUUCCCAUCUCUUGGUUAUGCAGUGCAGGCCUCGACAGACCCAGAAAAUCUCGCCAUAGCGGUUGCCAUGUUUAGCUUCUUCCGUGCUCUCGGUCAAGCUAUUGGUGUUGCUGUCGGCGGUGUUGUCUUUCAGAACCGCAUGUUUACCAAUAUCUCAAGAUACCCUGCCCUGGCUCCUAUGGCUGAGGCAUACAGCAAAGAUGCCGCGGGUUUGGUCCAAGUCAUCAAGGCGAUGGCCGAUGGCGCCGACAAGGCAAAUCUCAAGGAAGCGUAUACGGACAGUUUACGCACGGUGUGGAUAGUGUGUUGUGGGGUAUCGGGCGUGGCGAUGUUGAUUAGCCUGUUGACUGAACAUUAUGACCUUGACCGUGCAUUGGAGACGAACCAAGGUCUGCGUGAUGAUUACAAUGAUGAUGAGUCUAUUAAUAGUUUGAAGGACCUAGAUAUGCGGAGAGACCGGAGGAUGGUCGCAGAGCCUCGACCUUGGGCGUGGUAA
Penicillium coprophilum is the source of this 1680-nucleotide messenger RNA. RefSeq lists its product as uncharacterized. The transcript has 5 exons. Lineage: Eukaryota; Fungi; Ascomycota; Eurotiomycetes; Eurotiales; Aspergillaceae. Gene Ontology annotation, biological process: transmembrane transport. Gene Ontology annotation, molecular function: transmembrane transporter activity. The coding region runs from base 1 to 1680 and encodes 559 amino acids. The record is from RefSeq and is a predicted model, not a curated record.